Molecule: messenger RNA, 582 nt
Organism: Purpureocillium takamizusanense
Lineage: Eukaryota; Fungi; Ascomycota; Sordariomycetes; Hypocreales; Ophiocordycipitaceae
Exons: 3
Coding region: 1-582 (193 amino acids)
Source: RefSeq, a predicted model, not a curated record
AUGGCCGCCGGAGAGAAGAAGUGGGACGCCGCCGCGGAGCGCGACCUCUGCGUCGCCAUCAUCAUGGGCAACCAGGAGGGCCGCACCAACUACAACUGGCCCAAGGUACACGCCUUCCUCACCAAGCUCGGCUACAAGUUCACCAAGGAUGCCAUCUCGCAGCACUUCACCAAGGUCGUCAUGAAGGACUUCAAGGUCCGCCACGGCGAGGAUCCCGUCAAGUCCGGCCCCUCGACCCCCAACAAGAAAUCCGCAACCCCUCGUCGCGCCACGCCCGCCGCCGGUACAGCAGCAGCAUCAGGCACGCCCUCCAAGCGCAAGACCCCGCCCACCAAGGCGGCAGCGGCCAAGUCAGUCGAGCUCGCCUCCCCCGGAAACGACGAAAAAUCGAGCGACAGCGAGCCUCUCGCCAAGAAGCAGAAGAAGCAGAAGGUACUCAAGGCCGAAGCCGUUGAGGAAGAGGCCGCCGAGGCCUCCCCCGCCACCAAGAAGGAGACGUCUAGGGCUGCUCGUGCUCGCAGCCAGACGCUGGCCCCCGGAUUCGACGCUUUCGAGGCUUGGCUGAAGAGCACUGGUAGCUGA